Messenger RNA from Pristis pectinata (smalltooth sawfish), 2042 nucleotides. RefSeq lists its product as uncharacterized. NCBI's taxonomy places the organism in Eukaryota, Metazoa, Chordata, Chondrichthyes, Rhinopristiformes, Pristidae. The record is from RefSeq and is a predicted model, not a curated record. Gene Ontology annotation, molecular function: RNA binding. The coding region runs from base 16 to 798 and encodes 260 amino acids. The transcript has a single exon.
GCCGCCGCUGCCAAAAUGGCGGUGGCGGUCACGUGGGCCGGGGGGCCCGCUCCGCACGACGUGGGCGGCCGGAACCUUUCUCCGGGGCUGGCGCGGGCGGAGGUCGCUUUGCGGCGGUGCGCAGGGCCUGCGCUAUAUAAGCGGCCCCGCUUCCGGUGGGUGCGCACUCCUGCUCGGCAGCGCAGCGGAGUCGGAGCUGGUCCGGUGGAGUCGGCAGAAACCCCGCCAAAAGGAAAAUCCAACGACAUGGGUGACGAUCGAAAGCUGUUCGUCGGCGGCCUGAGCUUCGAGACGGACGAGCAGGCCCUGGAGGCCGUCUUCUCCAAGUACGGCGAGAUCGUCGACACCCGGGUGAUCAAGGACAAGGUCACCAUGACGUCCCGCGGCUUCGGCUUCAUCACCUUCGAGAACCCGGAGGACGCCACCGAGGCCAUGCAGGCGAUGAACGGCAAGUCGCUGGACGGCCGCCAGAUCCGGGUGGACCACGCCGAGAAGAAGUCGGGUGAUGGCGGUGGCUACGGCGGAGGUCGCGGUGGCGGCGGCGGCUACCGGCGGGGCGGUGGCGGCGGCGGCGGCUACGGCGGUGGCGGAUACGGUAGCGGCGGCUACGGCGGUGGCGGAUACGGUGGAUACGGCGGCGGCGGUGGAUACGGCGGCGGAGGCUACGGCGGGGGCAGCUACGGGAGCGGCGGCGGCGGAUACGGCGGCUACCGGCAGUACGAUUCCAAGUCGGGCGGCGGCGGCUACUCCCGGGGCCCCCGCGGCAAUAACUACGAUCGGUACGCGACCAACAGAUAGGAGGAGCCCGCCGCCGGCUGGGCGCUCACCAGGUCGCCGCGAUCCUCGACCACUCGCUGUUUCUGAAGGGACUUUUUUUUGGGGCGAACGCCGUCUAAUCUCUUGAAUUCAAUCUCGCUUGUUCGGGACGCUGUCUAACUCCCCCUCCGCCCACACUCCCAUCCUUUUGUUGCAGUCAACGUUUCUCACAGCAACCGGGGGGAAAUCCUGUUCCGAAAUUUCCACCUUAAUUAGUCCCUUAGCAGCCUUCCUUCUCCCAGGAUAAGUUCCCUAUAGCAUUUGUUCUUUUCCGUUUGUUUUAUUUUUUUUGACUGUUAGGAGUGUAGCUUUAUUGAUCACCGCAUUGUAGCCCACCAGCUCAGUGCUGCCUCUCCCAGUGCCCGGGCAUUGCAUUAGCUGCUGAUUUUUUUUUUGUUUGCUCCGUUCUGGUUUUAAAAUGGCGCACUCGCCUUGUGCAGAGACACUCAGUGCUCAAGUGUGUCGGCAACGUGCUCCAACUCCUCCUUUUCCCUGCCCGCAGUAAUCAUUAGGGCCGCCAGGGUAUCUGGUCGAGUAACUCUGCAUUGUAACAUAACAUUUUCGCCUUUAAUUCCGAGGCCAAUUUUGGAAGUGGGAGCAUUUUUCUAUUUUAUUCACCUCGAGGUUUUUUUAUUAUGGGGCCAGGUUUCUGAUUUAAAUGGGGAACAACGAUCCAAUUUGAUUAUUUUUUUUUAAGUAGGCUGGGGAAUCCGAUUGUAGUUUCAGCCGGUUGGGCCAAACGCCACAUUUCUGGAGAUUCCAUUCGUGAGCAACUGUUUGACUUUGUAUCUGCUGUUACAGACAUGACCAUGCUUUAACGAAUGCAGAGCAUUAAAGAACAUUGAUUCGGGGGGAAUGGUGCAAUCCAUCCACUGUCAAUUGUACACAUGCCUGGUUAUUUUGUGGGUCGUAUUGAUAUCUGACAAACUGUUUUCUAUGUAAAUCUUAAGACUGGUGCCAUCCCAGCCAGAACACCACUGUGUGUGUGUGCUGGUUCUGGGUAUGGCCUCUGCAUCAAGUGAGAAGUCUACAGUAAAACUUUGGUACCAUCCUACUCUAAACAGUACAACAUACUUUAAGCUAACAUUUUUUUUAAAUGGCAAACUGGUAGGAAGUUGAUAGCUGUUUCUUAUUGAAUUUUCAUGAGUUAGCAUGGAACGUUUUUGUACAAAAACUUGCCACUUUGGAGACGGAUGUCAAUGGAAAAAUAAAAGUUAAAAUGUUCA